AUGUCGAUCACUCUCAACAGGAUCCCCGUGCUCCCCACGUCCCUCUACGUCGAGGGCAGUGUUGGACGUCCUUCUGCCACCUUGGCAGGCAUCCUACACGGGGUGCAGCAAGCGGCCCUCAAGAGUCCGACAAUAGCUGCUUGCGUUGCGGUCAAUGUCGUGGUCAUGUAUUACAUUGUGUCGUUCCUUAUGAGCAGGAAUACGACACCGCUGGUCGGUUAUCCUCGAUGGCUCGGCUCGUAUGCCGGCGCCCUGCGCUUCUUUGUUAACUCGCAGGGUAUGGUCGACGAGGGCUACCGCAGAUACAAGGGCAGAUUCUUCCGCCUUCCGCUGUGGACCAACUGGAAUUACAUCGUGACCAACGAGAAAUGCAUCGAGGAGAUGUAUCAUCUUCCCGAUGACGUCCUGUCCCUGCGCUAUGCUGCUCAUGACGAACUCGCAGUGCCCUACACAAUGGGUCAGCAGAUACACGACGAUCCCUACCAUUUGCCUAUUCUCCGCGGCAAACUCACGCGUUAUAUCGACUACUUGGUGGCAGAAUGCCUCGAUGAGUUGCCGAUGGCCGUGGAAGACGAAAUCGGCAAGAAGUGCGGUGAUUCAUGGCAAGAAUUCAACGCCUUCGAUGUCUCCAUCGGUAUCGUUGCCAGAACAUUCAAUCGUAUUCUAGUGGGAGCCCCAACAUGUCGCAGCGCCCAUUACACUGAGACCUGCAAGUCGUUUGCCAUGAAUACCGCUAUGAUAGGGCUUCUCAUCAAUCUUUUUCCUUCGUUCCUUCACCCAAUCGUCGGCAGAUUAUUCACGCGUCUGCCUUAUCUAUUGAGGCGGACCCUUGUGGAUUUGGGCCCCAUCAUCGCCGAGAGGAAAGCGGCGAAGGCAGAAUUUGGCGAUAAUUGGACAGAUAGGCCGAACGAUCUGCUGAUGUGGCUCAUGGACGCAGCCAAAGGUAUUGAGCAAGAACCCGCGCGUCUCGCUAUCAGGGUCCUGGUCAUCAACAUUGCUACCAUUCAUACAACAGCGGCGACGUUCACGCAUGGCGUAAAUAACCUCCUGGACCACACGGAGUACAUUGACGCAUUGAGGGAGGAGGCGGAAUCUGCGCUACAUUCCCAUGGCUGGACGAAGCAGGCUAUCAAUCAGCUUGUCAGGUCAGACAGCUUUUUCAAGGAAUCAUCGCGAUUGAACGGACUGGGAACAAGCAACUUCCCGCGAAAGGCUCUGCGUGACAUCACUUUCAGUGACGGGACGACUGUGCCUGAGGGCUCCUACAUCUCGUCGGCGUGGUCUGUCCACACUGACGAGGAGUAUUGGCCCGACCCGAUGACGUUCGACGCGUUCCGACACAUUCAGGACAACACGGUCGGCGGCAAGGCUAACAAUAGCAGCGGGUUCAUUCGCACGAACUCGCGAUAUCUCAUCUUUGGUCACGGCAAAUAUCCAUGCCCUGGUAGAUUCCUUGCGACCUACAUCUUGAAGGCAACGCUGGCCCAUAUUCUGUUGAACUAUGAAAUCAAGGCGAGCGAGCAGGGAAGGCUGCCCGAUAUCUUGUUUCAGUACAAUCGCAGCCCAAACGUCAGGUCAACCUUCAUGAUACGUCGCCGGAAAGUUGCAUAA
Postia placenta MAD-698-R-SB12 is the source of this 1611-nucleotide messenger RNA. RefSeq lists its product as hypothetical. The transcript is spliced from 15 exons. Gene Ontology annotation, molecular function: oxidoreductase activity, acting on paired donors, with incorporation or reduction of molecular oxygen; monooxygenase activity; heme binding. Bases 1 to 1611 code for a protein of 536 amino acids. The record is from RefSeq and is a predicted model, not a curated record. NCBI's taxonomy places the organism in Eukaryota, Fungi, Basidiomycota, Agaricomycetes, Polyporales, Adustoporiaceae.